This is a messenger RNA of Menidia menidia (Atlantic silverside), 1170 nucleotides long. Lineage: Eukaryota; Metazoa; Chordata; Actinopteri; Atheriniformes; Atherinopsidae. The record is from the annotation of a GenBank genome assembly.
UUCAUGGAUCAGAUUGUUUUUCAACAUGAUACCGUGCUGUCGGAUGUCCACAUGCACCAAGUGGCUGGACGCCACCUCAUGACACGCCUCGACGCUGUCGGAACGCCUGCUGUCUUGAUCUAUCCAGUCUUCAUGUCCAGAUUUAAAAUCUUGGCAGAAAGGCAUGACGACGGCGACCCCGGGAAAGAAUCCGCUGAAAACAUCACAGCUUCCGGUGAGGAAAAAAAGAAAGAAGGAAGGGAAAAAUGCCUGGAGCCCGCUUUGGAUGAGGAUGGAGACCUCGAAAUCGCACGUCGACCGCGAACAACCCCAAGGGCCGACAGCGGCCGAGAGCUGAUCUGUCCGGUCAUUCUCCAUCAAUCCGGCCCUUUUCUGGAACAAGAAGAGGAGAAUUUAGGAGAUGAAGAUUGCUCUAAAGACAUUAUAAGGAUUGAGCACACAAUGGCUACACCCCUGGAGGAUGUGGGCAAACAGGUGUGGCGGGGCGCGCUCCUCCUGGCCGACUUCAUCCUCUCGCACCUGGAGCUGUUCAGAGGGGCCACGGCGCUCGAGCUGGGAGCGGGAACGGGCUUAGCCAGCAUCGUCAUGGCGACCACAGCCAAAACCGUCUACUGCACAGAUGUGGGCGACGACCUGCUAAGCUUGUGCAAAAGAAACGUAGCACUGAAUAAACACAUAACCGAGCCCUCAGGUGGGGAGGUGAGAGUGAGACAGCUAGACUGGCUCCAGCACAGCCUCAGCACAGAUGCUGAAACAGAGUUUAGCUGGACAGAAGACGAAAUAGCUGAUCUGUAUGACAACACUAGCUUCAUUUUUGCUGCUGACGUUUGCUAUGACGACGACCUGACAGACGGCUUUUUCCGGACACUGUACCGCCUCUGCAGCGGGAUCUCCCACACCUGCACCAUCUUCAUAUCCAUAGAGAAAAGGAUGAACUUCACCCUGCGCCACAUGGACGUGUCCUGCGAGUCCUACAUCCAUUUCAGCCACUGCCUGUCCCAGCUCCAGGACCUGGGGGGGGGAGGGGGCAGCUUUAGGGUGGAAAAGAUCCCCUGUGACUUUGCUCAGUUUCUGCUGUACGAGCGCAUCGAGCAGCUGGAGCUUUGGAAGGUGACCGCCGCUCCACUUCUGUCCGAGCAAGCGUCCGGCUCCGAGCCUCUCCCCUCCUGA